Molecule: messenger RNA, 1933 nt
Organism: Nannospalax galili (Upper Galilee mountains blind mole rat)
Lineage: Eukaryota; Metazoa; Chordata; Mammalia; Rodentia; Spalacidae
Gene: Eif4ebp2
Product: eukaryotic translation initiation factor 4E binding protein 2
Exons: 3
Coding region: 243-605 (120 amino acids)
Biological process (GO): negative regulation of translational initiation
Cellular component (GO): cytoplasm
Molecular function (GO): eukaryotic initiation factor 4E binding
Source: RefSeq, a predicted model, not a curated record
CUGCUUCCGGUCGUCGUCGCCGCUGCUGCCGCUGCUGCAGCUACUGCUGUUGCUGAGGCUGCGGGCGGAGGCCGAAGGACCGGGCGGCGGCGGCAGCGGCGGCGGGAGCGGAGCCGGACGACGGAGCGCGAGCAGGCAAGCGCGGAGCCGAGUGCGCCCUUCCGCCCGUCCGAGAAGCCGGAGCCGCUCGGGCCCCGCCGCCGCCCGCCCUCCGGACAAAGCCGCGAGCCCGCGCCCGAGCCAUGUCAGCAUCGGCUGGCGGCGGCCACCAGCCCAGCCAGAGCCGCGCCAUCCCCACGCGCACUGUGGCCAUCAGCGACGCCGCGCAGCUACCUCAGGACUAUUGCACCACGCCCGGGGGGACGCUGUUCUCCACCACGCCGGGAGGAACCCGAAUCAUUUAUGACCGGAAAUUUCUGUUGGAUCGCCGCAAUUCUCCCAUGGCACAGACCCCGCCUUGCCACCUGCCCAAUAUCCCUGGAGUCACUAGCCCUGGCACCCUGAUUGAAGACUCCAAAGUAGAAGUGAACAAUUUGAACAACUUGAACAAUCAUGACAGAAAGCAUGCAGUUGGGGAUGAUGCUCAGUUUGAGAUGGACAUCUGACGCUUGCAGAGAGCAGAGGAAAGCAGCAACACGGAGUCCUGUGCUCACCUGAUUUGGCCAAUAGGAUCACAGUGAAAAGAAGAGGCAGUUCCAGCAGGCCCCAGGGCAGUCUCCACCUCCCCUCCCUUGGGUGCCAAAUGUUGGGAAGAUGAGCUCCUGCCGACCAUUCCUUCUCCCUGCCUCCUACCCCCUGCCCAGUUACCAGGUUAGGUUGAAGCCCUUGGAAGUGUUCUGUAGAACUAAGCAGCCCAUAGAGGAAAACAGUUAACUGUAGUGCCCUGGUCAUUUCUCAAGAAUGCUCCUUGCCCCCUUCAGAUUCGUUCCAGAUCUACUAUGAGUCUCUGAACAGUGUCCUGGCUGGGUGGCUGGGGACAGAGAGGAGACCAGAUAGAGCAUCAUUGCCCUGUUUAUUUCCCUCCUUGCAUCCUACUGUCGAUUUAGUGUUGGGUUUGGAGUCUUUAAAACUAGUAGGGGGGAUGAUAAACAAUAAGUGAGCUGCUUGCCCUCUUCCUUUGAGGUGUUUGUCCUUAGGGACAGGGCACAGCUGUACACCUCCACCAGCAUUCCUGUCCUCCUCCCUUCUCUCCUCUGGGAGGAGUGGCAUCUGUUUAGUGUGGUAGCUCGUCUCCCCAUUCCUUUACCUAAUGCAUGUGUACAGACAUUUUUAAAUAUCUAUACCAGAAGGGAGCCCUUGGUGGCAGAGUCUUAGCUACUUUUAGUCUGUCUGCCAUCCUCCCUGCCUGCUGCUCGCUGGCAGAGUCUUGCAGCUCCCUGGGUGAUGUGUCCGCCCAGAGCAGGUCAUUCAAAGUGAUUUUGGUCUCUGCCUGGUGGGUAAGGCCUGAGAGCACCAAGCAGUGAGUGACCUCUGAAGAACACCAGAUCACAAGUAGCCGCCUCAGCAGUCAACGAUUUUCAAAUCAGUGGACCUUGUGAUACCUAGCAUCUUGUAGUUUCUCUCUGAGUUUAAAGUUGAUUUCCAAAAUGAUGUUCUUAGAAAAUAACUACAUACCCUCCCCGACCCCCUUUUGAAUCUGCUUUGUUGGCUGCUGAGCUAGAUAAGCAUGGGCUAAAAAAAUGUGUUCCCCCCAGUUUCCUUGCCCUUCUUACUAUAUUCUGAAUUCUCUCUGCCCCCUCCAUCUCCAUCCUUCCCUCUUUCUGUCUCCUUCUCUUUCCUCUGCCAGACCAUUUUUCAAAUCUACAUCCAAGAUACCUUAUAUGUUGGUAUCUGAUAAUAACUGUUGCUCCUCCUUCUGAGGAGUGACCUUUUAUUUUUAAGAUGACUACAGACCUAUUUUUAGAUAAGUUUUCAGUACAAUUUUGAGCAGCAA